Prunus mume (Japanese apricot) is the source of this 1128-nucleotide messenger RNA. Lineage: Eukaryota; Viridiplantae; Streptophyta; Magnoliopsida; Rosales; Rosaceae. The record is from RefSeq and is a predicted model, not a curated record.
AUGCUUAGAGAGAUUGGGGAUGGUCUAGAAGGAGGGGCUCUGAGUAUGGAAACUUCAUUGGAUGAAGAAUAUGGAAUCCCUGGUACUAGGAGUGCUGCAGUUGAUGAGACUCUUAGAGCACAACCUAAAUCAAAAGGACCAAUGGAUAGAUUUGUCACUUUAGAAGCUCGGCAAAGUACAUUAAAUUCAGCAUACAAACAAGAAGAAAGAAAGGAAGUUUGUCGAAAGAUUGGUCGUUUUUUCUUCUCUAGAGCACUCCCAUUUAAUAUUGUAAAUGAUCCAUUUUGGCUACCUAUGGUGGAAGGGAUUGCCGCAUAUGGUGUAGGAUUUAAGCCUCCAUCAAUGCAUGAGCUGAGGACUUGGAUCCUUAAGGAAGAAGUUGGCUACAUUAAUACGAUGAUAGAAGAACAUAAGAAAGCUUGGGCAGAGUAUGGAUGUACUAUUAUGUCUGAUGGUUGGACUGAUGGUAAAAAUAGAGUACUAAUAAACUUUCUUGUGAAUAGUCCAGCAGGUACUUGGUUUUUGAAAUCUAUUGAUGCAUCUGAUUCCAUAAAAAAUGGAACGUUAUUGUUCAAAUAUUUAGAUGAUGUUGUCAAAGAAGUUGGAGAGGAGCAUGUCAUUCAAGUAAUAACAGAUAAUGCUUCCAAUUAUAAGAAUGCUGGAGUGAAACUUAUGGAGAAGAGGAAGAAGUUAUGGUGGACUCCAUGUGCUGCCCACUGCAUUGAUUUGAUGUUAGAAGAUAUUAGCAAAAUGAAAGUUUUUGAAGAUACAAUUAGACUAGCCAAGCAAGUAGUGAAGUUUAUUUAUGGGCAUACAUGGGUUCUUGCUUUGAUGAGAUCUUUCACGAAAAACAAAGAGAUAAUUCGCCCUGCAAUCACACGGUUUGCCACUUCUUAUCUUACUCUUCAAAGCAUCUAUAAGCAAAAGCAACCUCUUCAGGCAAUGUUUUCUUCUAGAGAAUGGCACAAUGGACCAUUUGUCCAACAUAAUGAAGGUAUUAGGGCUCACUCAACUAUACUAUAUGAUGUUAAUUUUUGGUCUCGUGUUGCUUUCUGCAUCAAAAGUGUUAUUCCAUUAGUAUCGAUUUUAAGAGAAGUUGAUUCAGAGGAGAGACCUGCUAUGGGAUAA